GUCGAGGAGUUCCUCCCUUUCCCUGUGGCAGGAACAGAAGACAAGUGUCCUGUAGCUAUUCUUUCUGCCUCUCUCCCUGUCAUUAAGCCCUCUUCUUGCCAUUUUCUUCUUCCUGUUCGCUCUCAGGUAAUUUUUUUUUUAAAAAAAAUGGAGAAUAACCAACCUACCAGUCACCAACCUGAACAACAAUUGCAACUUCCUAUAAACUGCUCUGAAACUUUACCGACUCAGAAUGGCUUGGAGAAACUAAAUGAAGAAUCAACCUCUGUGCCUCCAUCCCCUGAGAAUGCAGCACAUUCUCUGCCUGAAAUAAAACUCUGUGAUAUAUCUGAGGAGCUGAGCCGACAGCUGGAGGACAUUAUUAAAACUUACGGGUCAGCUGCCAGUCUGAUCGAGGAAAGAAAUACUAAAGGAACAGACAAACCUGAGAAGGGAGAAUCAUUUAAUAAUGAUGACGGAGAAUAUGAAGAUGCCCAUGAUGAGGCUGAGAAGGAACAAGCGGCUGCUGGGGAUGCCUCUGGAUCAAAGGAAUCCAGUAUUCAUAAGGAGCAGAAACUAGAAAAGAAAAUGCUGAAGGGACUAGGGAAAGAAGCUACCCUGCUGAUGCAACAUCUGAAUAAGCUGAAUACACCAGAAGAGAAGCUGGACAUUUUAUUUAAGAAAUACGCCGAGCUGUUGGAAGAACAUCGUACUGAACAGAAAAAGCUGAAAUGUCUGCAGAAGAAGCAAGCACUGCUUAUAAAAGAAAAAGACCAGUUGCAGAGUGAACAUAGCAAAGCUAUCCUUGCCCGGAGCAAGCUGGAGAGUGUCUGUAGGGAGCUCCAAAGACACAAUAAAACCCUGAAGGAAGAGACUCUUCAGCGGGCAAGGGAGGAAGAGGAGAAAAGGAAGGAGAUCACCAAUCACUUCCAAGGCACCCUAAAUGAUAUCCAGGCACAGAUUGAGCAGCAAAGUGAACGAAACAUGAAGCUGUGCCAGGAGAACACAGAUCUAGCAGAGAAACUGAAAAGCAUCAUAGACCAGUAUGAAGUCAGAGAGGAGCACCUUGAUAAGAUAUUUAAGCACAGAGAGCUUCAGCAGAAACUAGUGGAUGCCAAACUGGAACAGUCACAAGAAUUGAUGAAAGAAGCAGAGGAGCGGCACCAGCGUGAGAAGGACUAUCUACUCAAUCAAGCUGCCGAAUGGAAGCUCCAGGCAAAAAUGCUGAAGGAACAGGAAACGGUUCUCCAAGCCCAGCUUACUCUUUAUUCUGAACGGUUUGAGGAAUUUCAGAAAACACUGACAAAAAGCAAUGAAGUGUUUGCCAGCUUCAAGCAAGAGAUGGAUAAAAUGACAAAGAAGAUGAAAAAGUUAGAAAAGGAUACAGCUACAUGGAAAUCAAGGUUUGAGAACUGCAAUAAAGCUUUACUGGACAUGAUUGAAGAGAAAUCCAUGAGGGCCAAGGAAUAUGAGUGUUUUGUGGCAAAAAUUCAAAGACUAGAGAACCUUUGCAGAGCACUGCAGGAGGAAAGGAAUGUACUGUACAAAAAAAUUAAAGAAGCACAAUUCCCUGGGGAGGAAAGGGAAGAAGAAGAUGAGGAAAAAGACCAGACCAUAGGGGACAACACCCAAGGAAAUGAGGCUGGGCCAAGUUCUUCUUUUAUAGGCCAGGAUGCUGAGUUGUCAGUUGAUAGCGAGAUUGUCCUGAAGGAUUUGGCUAUUACUAGUGAGAAUGCCUUGAAAAAUCUGGCUACAGCUUUCAUGGUGACCCAUCACAUGGAAAUGCCCAAUCAAGAAGCCAGCAAAGAACCACAUGACCUACAAGAAUGCAGCCCACUCUGUUCCCCUGAGCCAAUGUUACCAUCUCCCAUGCAUCAAGACACAGGAAGUAUUUCUGUGGAGUCAGCAGCAUCUAUCCCAAAAACUGACCAACAAGAAGGAAAAACUGAAGAGCUACCUGCUCAAAACCAUCCAGAGCUUCAGCUGCUUGAUGCUGACAUGGAAGGAGUUGAUUAGUGUAACAUGUAAAAGAAACUUUCUUUCUACAAUUCCAUCUUUUCAUUUUCUCCUGGAGUUAUUUUUACAAAGGAAAUCAUAGGGCUGGAAACCAUUCAGAGAUUUACUGUUCAAGACUGAGAUUCAUCUUGCCAGUUUGCUGUCAAGUUGCAUUAGUAGUGAUGGGCUUGAGGUUUGCCUCAUCUGAUCAAGACAAAAUACUUUCCUGAAGUAGAGAAAAAGCAGGAUCUUCCUUCCUCUAUCAUCUGCUUUCAGCAAUGGCAAGGCAGAAUGCCCUAAAAACCAUUGUCAUUCAGUAUACUCAAAGAACUCCACCACAAGGUUUUGAAUAUCCAUUUGGAUUUAUGUAAGAUAAUGCCAUUUUGAGAAAUAACAUGCUGUUGGGAGUGUGGGCUAGAGGAAAUAAAAGGGGUAAAACAUUAAUUGAGACGUCUGAAUCAAUCAUAAAAUAAAAACCAUAGUACAAAUACAAAGCUGUUCAAACUACUAAUUACUUGUGUAUUGCCAACAUUAUCCCUUCUAGCUGAGGUGCACUUUUGAAGCUGUGGUGCCCAAUAUUUCUUUAACAAAUAUCAAGCCAACAGAAGAGAGUUUUAAGUAGUUUUAUUUGCAAAGAAAGGGGAGCCAUCCCCACAUGGGCAGACUACACCGAAACAGUAUAUCCACAGCAUGAUUAUUCUCCUGAAUUUGCCAUACCCUCUCUGUUCCCGUUGGCUAAGGGUACUUAGAGUCACAACUUUCCGGUCUGCCUAUUUACAUGUUACUCCUUAAUAUGUGGCCCCCUCCCAUAUUCUUCCUGUAUGUUCAUUAUAAUACAGUUUGUCGUCAGAGCAGGAGAAGUUAAUAUGCACCAGCCGAUUAAGCAUGCUCAAUACCUACAAUCUGAUACAAGCCUUGCCCUUCAGCCUAGUCAUCCAGUGGUCUUAUCUUGCAUCCUCCUUUAUGACUCAUCUCCUCAUUCCUAGUAGAAAACACAUUUCUUGUUUAUCACAAAGCCACUUUGACCUAAGCAGUUCCCAAGACUACAGCCAGAAUUGUGUAUGACCUUGGGUUAUGGAUAGCUUGGCUCCACUAAAUUCAGUAACCUCUUGUUCACCAGGAAGACUAUUGUUCAAUGUAGGUAAUCCUUUGUUUUGUUGGUUACAGAGACUGUUAUACAAAAAUAAACAAAAUAAUAUUGUUGAAUAAAAUGUUUCAGUAGGUAGACUUGCACUCUUCUAAGUUAGUAUUAGACUUGCACUCUUCUAAGCCCAUUGACUUAAAUAGACCUCAAAAAGUAUAAUUUGGUUUAGGAUUGCCCCAUGGCAUAAAUUAUGUUACCAGACAAAAUGGGAAGAUCAAAUUUCAAAGAAAAGAUUGAUUGAAUACAAUGCAGUUAUCGCUGAGGCUGGAAAUACACACAAUGCAACUUAAUUCAAUCAAGUUCAAGGGGACUUCUUUUAAAUAAAUGUGUUCUGCAUUAGGGUGUUAGAUUCAGUUUGGAGCCUAGUUCACAAAUUUUGAACAUAUGAGAUGCAGGACAUGUUGAUCUAACAAAAAGUGCAUCAUGUAAUUCUGCCCCCCAUCCAGUUAUAUAUUUGAAAUCUAUUCGACUUCUACAAUCACUGUUUCCUGCCAUGUCAGCUUUCCAUAUGCAAGGAACUCUUGAAGUGGCAUCAACUUCAAAUAAAUGGUCUUUUAUGUGCUUUCUGAGGUCUACUAGUAGGUUAAAAAAAUCAUAUAUUUCUUCAGAAACAAUGAAUGCCCUGUUAUGUCACAUUCAGGGAAAAAAACAUUAAAUUACUAAACUGUAGUAAUUAAUUCCAAGAUUCAGCACUAAUCCAAAAAAAAAUAUGAUAGAAAACUGGCAAUCCUCAAAACUGUAGUAUCUUUACUCUUUAAUGAAUAUUCCUUUGAAGUCUGUGUCAUGCUGUUUAUACUCAUAUUUUCAGUUCUGCAUGUAAUAAGUAGUUCCUCUAAAAAACAAACUGAAAGCAUGCGUGCCUUGUUUUACCUACUGUACCUACACUAUCAACAACCUGCACUGCCAUUAUUUAAAGAUCUAUGGAUACAAAUUAACACACUGUUAUAGCUCAUUAAAUCCCUUUGUAUAAGACAAGUAUUAAAGUUGCAACUGUGCAUUGGAUGAUGAGCUGUAUAACCUUACCUGUAUAACUGAACUUGCUGUUUUAAGAUGGAGUGAACAUAACUGUAGACUUUCAGCCUGAAUCAGAUAGUGAUAAUUUUUUGAUCUUGUUAUCUUCAUAACAGUUUUUCAAAGAUUGUAUUAAUACAGGCUCCAUAUCUACUAAAAUUGAUUAUUUCCUUU
Sphaerodactylus townsendi is the source of this 4303-nucleotide messenger RNA. It is a transcript of the gene TXLNB, whose product is annotated as taxilin beta. Lineage: Eukaryota; Metazoa; Chordata; Lepidosauria; Squamata; Sphaerodactylidae. The record is from RefSeq and is a predicted model, not a curated record. The transcript has 10 exons. Bases 148 to 1995 code for a protein of 615 amino acids. Gene Ontology annotation, molecular function: syntaxin binding.